AUGCAGAACGAAACAAGUACAUUACAUUUGUUUCCUUCGUCUAUUCUAGAAGAUGAUGUGAAACAUCCUGUCAGUGCAACAGUUCCAAUAUUAUCCAUUGCACCAUUAUCAAUAGCAAAAGGGGGAGAUGUAUUAGCUGUCGGAGAAAAUGGUAUGGGCCAAAUGGGGAUGUCAAGUAAUAUAGCAGAGAGACAAAAUGCUCAACCUGUUCCAAAAAUACCAGAAAAAAUUGUGCAAAUUGUUACCGGACCAUUACAUAGUGUUUUGUUAACUGAGCAAAAAAAUGUUUACAGUUUUGGAUGUAAUGAUGAGAAAGCGCUAGGACAUACAGCAAAUGAUGAUGAUGAUUCAGAUGACGAAGAUAAAGCAUACUUCGGUCGAGUUGAUUUUUCAAAAGUUAUUACGGAUAAAAAUGAACAAAUUAUCCAGGUAGCUGCUGGUGACAGUCAUACAAUAGUAUUAACAAAUUUAGGAAAAGUUUAUGGUUGGGGGACAUUUCGCAGUUCAACAAAUGGCCCAUUUGGUUUAAUCAAGAAGAAUCGAAUCGAGAGUGAUCCAGUGGAAAUUCAUGUACCAGAGAAAAUCAUUAAAAUAGCCAGUGGGCAUGAUUUUGCUUUAUUUCUGAGUGAAACCGGGCAAGUUUAUUCGUGCGGUAACGGCGAAACCGGUCAACUGGGACGAUUGAAUCGCUAUACAUGUGAAUAUGGAGGCAGAGCCGGAACUGAACGUUUAAUUCAACCAUCUUUAAUUCAGUAUAAUCGUAAUGGACUAUACGAAAAAGAUUUGAUGUUUGAAGAUAUUUUUGCAAGUUCUCAUGGAUUUUUUUUGAAAGUGUUCAAGGAAAAUCAUAUACUUGCAGGUGGAUUAAAUAAUUUUCAUCAAUUAGGUUUUGAGUCAACUGAGCCCGUAUAUUUUCCAGCAAUUGUCCCGUCUCUGGAAGGACAUCAAUGGAAAAAAUUUGCUGGUGGCCUGCAUCAUACAUUGGCAUUAACUAACGAUGGUCAGGUCUAUGCGUUUGGUCGUCAUUAUGAAGGUCAAUUAGGACAUGAAAAUCUCGAUAAGCAUCUUGUUAAGCCAAAAUUGAUUGAAAAUAUUCCAGAAGAAGUUUGUGAUAUAUCGUGUGGAAAUCAUGUCUCAUUUAUUCUGGCUAAAUCUGGCAAAGUGUAUUCAUUCGGUGAUGGUACAUCGUUACAGCAUGGACACGGACAUCAAGAUAUAAAAAUACCAAAAUUAAUAUCAUCGAAAUAUAUGGAUAUUAAACAAAUUCAAAUGAUAGCAGUUGGAUCUCAACAUACACUUUUUCUAGCUGCUGACACAGCAGCGUCACAUUGA
Messenger RNA from Didymodactylos carnosus, 1332 nucleotides. The record is from the annotation of a GenBank genome assembly. Lineage: Eukaryota; Metazoa; Rotifera; Eurotatoria; Philodinida; Philodinidae.